ACUUUACGUCCUUUUCUCUCUCUUCACUUUCUCUCACUACACCCCACGAUUUCCUCUUCUUCAUUUGUACUACAAUCUCCAUCUUUUUGUUGUUGUUUUUCUUUCCAAAGAUAUUAACAUUUUCCUUUGAUACUCCAACCCCUUUUGUUUUCUCAGCUCAAAGUUUUGCAUCUAAGAAUCAAGAUUCUCUCAGUUCUCAACAUCAUGGUUACAUUUGGAGUUUCUACUUAUGCUGUCUUCUUCUUCUUCCUCUCUGUGUUCAUGCUUUUUCUUACUAUGAGUUUUGGUGGAGACAUAGUACACCCUGAUAAUAUUGCUCCCAAGAGUCCUGGAUGUGACAACAACUUUGUUCUGGUUAAAAUCCCAAUUUGGAUUGAUGGUGUGGAAAGUGACGAGUAUGUUGGUGUUGGUGCAAGAUUUGGCCCUACAUUGGAAUCGAAAGAAAAGCGUGCUAACCAUACUAGAGUUGCCAUUGCAGACCCUCCUGAUUGUUGUAGCAAACCUAAAAAUAAGCUCACUGGCGAGAUCAUUUUGGUGCACCGAGGACAGUGUAGUUUCACAACCAAGGCAAAUAUAGCUGAAGAAGCUGGUGCUUCAGCCAUCCUGAUUAUAAAUAACCGUGCAGAACUUUUCAAGAUGGUUUGUGAAGAGAAUGAAACUGAUGUUGAUAUUGGAAUACCUUCUGUCAUGCUUCCACAAGAUGCUGGUGAAACCUUGGAAAAAUAUAUACAUAACAAGUCCACAGUGUCUGUGCAGUUAUACUCUCCACUGCGUACAACGGUCGAUAUUGCAGAAGUAUUUCUAUGGCUUAUGGCUGUUGGUACAAUUCUGUGUGCUUCUUAUUGGUCUGCUUGGACUGCCAGAGAGGGUGCUAUCGAGCGAGAGAAGCUAUUAAAGGAUGAUUCAGAUGAGUAUCUAAAUAAUACAGAUAAUGCUGGUUCCAGUGGUUAUCUGGAAAUAAGUACUGUGGCAGCAGUUUUGUUCGUUGUGAUCGCUUCAUGUUUCUUGCUUAUGCUUUACAAACUAAUGGCAUCCUGGUUUGUUGAAGUUCUGGUGGUUCUAUUUUGCAUUGGUGGGGUUGAGGGACUGCAAACUUGCUUGGUGGCUCUUUUAUCAUGUUUCAGAUGGUCUCAACAUGCUGCACAAACAUAUGUUAAAAUACCCUUCUUUGGUGCUGUGUCAUAUCUCACACUUGCUGUUACUCCCUUCUGCAUAGCGUUCGCCGUGCUUUGGGGAGUUAAACGCCAUGCAUCGUUUGCUUGGAUUGGUCAAGACAUUCUUGGUAUCGCUUUGAUAAUUACAGUUCUUCAGAUUGUCCACAUACCAAAUCUCAAGGUUGGAACUGUUCUUCUCAGUUGUGCCUUCCUAUAUGACAUUUUCUGGGUGUUUGUAUCUAAAUGCUGGUUCCAUGAGAGUGUGAUGAUAGUGGUAGCUCGCGGUGAUAAGAGUGGAGAAGAUGGUAUCCCCAUGCUGCUCAAGAUACCGCGUUUAUAUGAUCCUUGGGGUGGUUACAGUGUCAUCGGUUUUGGGGACAUAAUCUUACCAGGGCUUCUAGUAGCAUUUUCAUUAAGGUAUGAUUGGUUAGUGAAGAGGAACCUUCGAUCAGGGUACUUCUUGUGGGCAAUGGGUGCUUAUGGUUUAGGUCUCCUCGUCACAUACAUAGCUUUGAAUUUGAUGGAUGGACAUGGUCAACCAGCUUUGCUGUAUAUAGUCCCAUUUACACUUGGAACCUUUUUGUCAUUGGGAAAGAAGAGAGGUGAACUCAAGAUUUUAUGGACAAGAGGGCAACCAAAAAUGCCUUGCCCUCACAUCCAAGAUGAUCAUCAACCAAUGGGCCAGUGACCUCAGUAGAAUAGUAUUGUAGAUGUUAGUUUACAGGAGACACUUAUAACAAACCUUAGGAGAUUAUGUAACAUUUGUAGAUCUGUCAUAACAAGUUUUCAGCCAAAUGACGCAUGCAGUGUACUUAAAUCAGUAGCUGAGACUUGAGAUACACGCCUGACUCUUAGAUGUUGAAGGACAAAUGAAUCUGUUUGUACUUUGUUGUAAGAUUGGACCCUUUUUUUUUAUGAGAAAGUUUUUCUGAUGUCUUUUCUUUUUUUGGAUAA
Molecule: messenger RNA, 2108 nt
Organism: Cicer arietinum (chickpea)
Lineage: Eukaryota; Viridiplantae; Streptophyta; Magnoliopsida; Fabales; Fabaceae
Product: signal peptide peptidase-like 2
Biological process (GO): membrane protein proteolysis
Cellular component (GO): lysosomal membrane; lumenal side of endoplasmic reticulum membrane; Golgi-associated vesicle membrane
Molecular function (GO): aspartic endopeptidase activity, intramembrane cleaving
Source: RefSeq, a predicted model, not a curated record